AUGGCGUCCCAGGUCAGGAAUAAUCUGUCGGAUUCGACAAGCUUGAUUGAAUUCAUGAAAUGGUUCAGUUAUGAUGACAGUUGUGUUUUGACACGUUCAAUACUACAGAUGGUUAUAUAUCCCCUUGAUGAUAAUGUUUUGGGAACUCAACCUACUGCUCUUUUUGUGGAAAGAUCACUAAAAAACACGGUGCUUCCGCUUGCUUUAAUGCCACACACGCCUUUGUAUGAUAAUGAGGAUUGUCGUAAAGCUGUUGAAGAAUUUACAAUGAAUACGACGAGGGUCAUGCUCAAUUUGUAUCAGAACUUUGGUGAGUAA
Messenger RNA from Cooperia oncophora, 318 nucleotides. NCBI's taxonomy places the organism in Eukaryota, Metazoa, Nematoda, Chromadorea, Rhabditida, Trichostrongylidae. The record is from the annotation of a GenBank genome assembly.